Messenger RNA from Dictyostelium purpureum, 1077 nucleotides. RefSeq lists its product as uncharacterized. Bases 1 to 1077 code for a protein of 358 amino acids. The record is from RefSeq and is a predicted model, not a curated record. Lineage: Eukaryota; Evosea; Eumycetozoa; Dictyosteliales; Dictyosteliaceae. The transcript has a single exon.
AUGGUUGUUGCUAAACAAACUACAGAAAAAAAAGUUGUUAAAAAGGCAGUUGCACCAGCCUCAAACACUACUACUGCCAAAUCAACAGCAGUCGCAGCUAAAAAAGUUUCAAAACCAGCUGCUGCUAAACCAAUUUCAAAACCAGUUGUUCAAGAAGUAGAGGAAGUUGAAAACAAACAAGUAAACAAUCAUAUGAAACCAAUUGUUCCACCACAUUCAAUUAAAAUUAAUUAUCAUAAAAAAUCAAUUAAAGCUACAAUCACUCUUCACAAAAUUCCAGAAAAAUUCAUUAGUUUAGAAACUAAACCAAAAAGAUUCCAUUUAGAUACAUUAAAACACACCAAAAAAUAUCUUUUAGAUGUUGAAUACCCAGAAAAUGUUACUGUUGAUGAUACUAAAACUGAAUGUUCAUUUGAUGGCAACACUUUAACUGUUUUCAUCCCAAUCGUUAGCAAAUUACCACAACAACCAAACCAAAAAGAAAACACAAAUAAAAAGAGAAAGGUCGAUAACGAAGAAAAAGAAGAAGAAAAAGAAAAACCAAAACAAAAUAAAAAACAAAUCAAAAAACAAAAAGUAGAACAACAACCAAUCGUUCAAAAAGAAAUUGAAACUCAAGAAGAACAACAAGACGAAGAAGCUGUUGAAGAAGAAGAGGAAAAAACUACCACCACCACCACUCAAAAGAAAAAGAAAUUUAUUAAUGAUGAAUCAGCUUUAAAUAUUAUGAACGAAAUUUCAGAAAAUCAAGAAAAGAAAGCAAAUCAAAAAAUUGUAAAUGAAAAGAAAAAGAACCAACAAUUUGAAUCAAAAGCAGAAGAAAAACAAAGCAAAAAACAAACUGCAGUUAAUAGAAAAGAAAAUGUAUUAAAAAAACUUAAGGGCAAUGAAGAAAAAGUCGAAGAGCCAGCUGUUGUUGCCACUACUACCACCACUACUGAAAAACCAACCACCAAAAAAUCAGCCAAAAAACCAGCUGCCGUUGCUGCAUCUGUUUCACCAAAGAAGGUUUCAUUCGGUGAAAAAGUCGAUAUCAAAACUAUUCCAAAAGUUGGAAAAGGUUUAAAACUUAAUUAA